Molecule: messenger RNA, 855 nt
Organism: Didymosphaeria variabile
Lineage: Eukaryota; Fungi; Ascomycota; Dothideomycetes; Pleosporales; Didymosphaeriaceae
Exons: 2
Coding region: 1-855 (284 amino acids)
Molecular function (GO): catalytic activity
Source: RefSeq, a predicted model, not a curated record
AUGCAAAUGGCAUUUUCAAGAAAACAACUCAUCAACCUACAUCCCGACGUCGACAUCAACGCAGUAAUCUGCCAACCAGCCGGCCUCGACGAACCGCAAAGUCGACCCACAGUCAUCUUCCUCCAUUACUGGGGUGGCUCCGCCCGCACCUGGUCCCUCGUCACCCCUUACAUCUCAGCAAAAUACCAGACCAUCGCUCUCGACUUCCGUGGCUGGGGCACCUCAACCGGUCCCGAUUCCGCCUCAGCCUACUCCGUCACUGCCCUAGCCUCAGAUGUCGAAGCCAUAAUUAGGGCACUGCAUCUCAGCAAAGUCGUCCUCGUCGGCUUAUCAAUGGGUGCCAAAGUCGCCCAGCUCGUAGCAUCACGAUGGCAUUCGGAUGAGGCAGGCUCUCAAGCAACGGCGUUACUCGGUCUGGUACUCAUAAGCCCUGCGCCACCGACACCACUCCAAUUACCCCCUCAGAUGCGUGAACAGCAGAUACAUGCGUAUGAAAAUCGGGAGUCGGCCACUUUCGUAGCGAAGAACGUGUUGACGGCGUCGUUUCAGGAGAGAGACCUACCGGAAUUUGUAGUCGAUGAUAUGAUUAGGGGAAUUAAGUGGGCUCGUGAAGCGUGGCCUGCGUAUGCGAUGGGGGAGGAUGUGUCGGGAGAGAUUGGUAGGAUCGCAGUUCCGGUGCUGGUGUUGGCUGCUGAGAGGGAUUUGGUUGAGCCGAUUGAGAGAGUUCGGGAGGAGGUGUGUCGUCGGAUUGAAGGGGCGGAGCUACGGAUUCUGGCUGGCUCGGGGCAUCUUUCGCCUUUGGAUGUACCGGGGGCUGUGGCGGAGAAUGUUGUACGAUUCUUGGAUGGGUUAUGA